AUGGCGGCGCCACGCAGAGCACCCACUCCGCUGCGCUCCUCGACCUCCUCCUCGCCUCUCGAAGCUAUGAUUGCCUCUAAACAGGCCCACAUAGAAGAACUCGUUACGCAAACACGCACGCUCGAGCAUACAAUCUCCAAGCUGCGGGCGGCCCUCGGCGAGGAGCAGGUGCGGGCACAGGACGCGGUCUCCGCGUUGCAGAAGCGGUGGAAGGCAGAGCGCGCGGAGUGGCGCGACGGUUGCGAGACACUGCAGGCCGCACACCGCAUCGCACACCUGCGUACCGCCGUAGAGCUCGACCGCGAGCGCGUGUCUGUGCUCAAGGAACGGGAGGAAGUGCGCCGCGAGCGGCUCGCGCGUCUGCAGCGCGACUUCCGCCUCGUCACGUUCCAACUGCGCGAGACGGAGCUGGAAGAACGCGUCGCGACAUUAGAGGCCGAGAUUGGGGAUGCGGAGCGUGCUGUCGAGAGGGAGAGACAGAAGCUGAGUGAUGAGGUGGAUGGCAAGGCAGGCGCUUUGGAGGCAAGGUGCGAAGGCCUUGCGGCACAGCUUCGCGACUCUGCAAAAGAUUUGACCGACGCGCUUAAGGAGAAAGCUGAUGUUAAGGACGCCAUUUCUCGGCUCAAGACCGAGCACAAUGCCUUGGUGGAUUCUUCCAAGAAGACUGAGUCCACGCUUGAGCGAACAACACUCCACCUAGAUGGCCUCAAGUCCACGCACGCGGAGCUGGAGAAGAAGCACGGUGAGGCCGAGCAAACUGUGGUUGAGCUCCGCCGGCAGCUCGAGAAGUGGCACAAACUUGAGAGCCGUGAAGGCGCUGAAAUGGACGCUCUCCGCCGUGAGCGCAUGGGACUUGUGGUGCAGGUGGAGACACUGCAGACGCAGGUCAAGGAGCUCGAGGAACGAGCGGAAGAGUUGGAAGGCACGGCUGAGACUGCAACAGAAAAGAGGAAGCAGAAAGACGAAGAAUACCGGGAAGCAUUGGACGAGUGGAAGAUAGCACUCGAGGAAGCUCAAGAAAAGGAAGAGAAACUGGAAGCGGAAGCAGAGGAACUAAGGGGGCAGCUGGAGGAUGCGCAGAAAAAGAUUAAGGCCCUGAAGGUUCAUCUGAGCACGACGAAGACAGAAGCGAGGCAGGCUACGGUUGAACUACAUUCUACACGUGAAUCAAGUCCUAAGGCAGUCAAGAAGAUGAAGCAGUCGAAGCGUACACCACCCGUCCGCGAGCUCUCGUCAACCUCUGAGAAGGAAGUGGAUGAAGUCGAAGAAGUGGUUGUGGCGCCUUCUCCUUCACCCCAGCCGAAACGCAAUAGCCGUUCCAAGCCGCGCAAAGCUCAGAAGGUUGAUUCCACAUCGCCGAAACUUGCCAGAAACCUUGACGUCGACAGCGAUGAGGAGAUUCAGGAAGUCGAACCUCCAAAGAAGACCAAGAGGCAACCGAAACCUCAGAGCAAGAAUGGGAACGGAGACUCACGGACAGGCAAAAGUAAAACCAAAAGGAAACCCAGAAAAGACGAGGACGAGGAAGAGGUUGAGGUUGAGGUUGAGAUCGUCGAGGAUAAACGCAUAGCCGGCAGAAAGGGCAAGCGGAAGGCCGAGGUUCUGGAAGAGGGGGACGUGGAGGAACCCAAGCCAGCCAGGAAGCGGAAUAAGAAAAAGAGUGGCGACGAGGACGAGGACGAGGAUAGCGGCACAAGGAACAAGGUACGACCGAAGGCCAAAGCUGCCACCGCAGCGAAACCUUCCUCGAAGGAUGCCCGCCGGAAGCCACCAGGUCGGGCACAGAGCAAGCAACCUCGACAGGACGACAGCUCGGACGAGGCGGUCGUUAUAGGUGAUGGCACUCCUAAGAACAAGAAGCGGAGGCUCAACGUGUUCCCGACGGUCGCACCGAUGAAGUUUGAUUGGAAUCCGCUCGCGACGAGUGAGGGAAGUCUGAACAUCCCAACAGAAUUGUCUCCCGUCAAAGAAAGCGAUGCGAUACCUCCAAGAACUUCAGCGGCAUUCAGAGCCGUGGGCUCAAUGUUUGGGAGUUUCGGGAGUCGGCGGUAA
Messenger RNA from Sparassis crispa, 2052 nucleotides. RefSeq lists its product as hypothetical. Bases 1 to 2052 code for a protein of 683 amino acids. The transcript is spliced from 5 exons. Lineage: Eukaryota; Fungi; Basidiomycota; Agaricomycetes; Polyporales; Sparassidaceae. The record is from RefSeq and is a predicted model, not a curated record.